AGGAUCUGGGGGACCUGGUGAAGAGGGACUGGAGGGUUCUCAUGGAACAGCUCUAAGGGACCCUGGACCAGCAGCCAACCUGUUCAGCUCAGCCUCCUGGACUCCCUAGAUAGAUGUUAUCAUGAAGGUGCUGUCCAGGCUCUGUGUCGCUCGUUUGCCCCCUCCACCCAGACCACUGCUGUCAUGGAGGAACUUAACACAUGUACUGCCUCUCUCACUCAUUCUGACACAUCUCAGAGUCUAGCAACCUCAAGGAAUUCAACCAUUAAGUUAACAGGUGAUCAUGACAAACGUGAUUCAGAGGGGUCUAUUUUCCUGCUCUGUGGUGAGAGGGGUUGUGGGAAGUCCUCACUGGCCGCCUGGUGGCUUCAGGAGUUCCGGAAGAGGAACCCUAGAAUCCCAGCCAUCCCUCACUUCUGUGGAAUCAGCAGCUCCAGUGUGGAUAUCAGAUCUGUACUGAGACACAUCACCACUGAGCUACGCCUGGCCCAUUACGGCCCCCAGGCUGAGUGGAGUGAAGGGUUGCAGCAUCAUGUAAAGCCCAGGUCAUUCCAUGUUGUGGUUCAGGCCUUCUCUGCUGCAGCUGCUCUAGGACCCUGUGUUCUGGUUCUGGAUGGACUGGACAGACUGACCGGGUCUCUUGGGCUCUCAAUGCAGGAGGUGAAGGACCUACGCUGGCUCCCUGACCUUCUGCCCCCCAGUGUAAGCUCCUUAUCACAGCGACCUCCACAGACCUCACCUACCAGAGGCUGACCCUCCGCCGCAGCGUCCUACUCCAACACCUUACCCUGCCCUGCCUGGAGCCACACAGGACCCUGCUGCAAUUCAUCUUGGGGACCACUACCAGGCUGGGAAUGGGUCUCCUGCCGCUGUUCCUGGCGGUGGUGGCUAGCGAGCUGCAGACGUGCUGUGUCCUGAGGGGAAAGGAGGAGGAGGAGGAGUUGUACUCCCGAGUGGCGCAGUGGUCUAAGGCACUGCAUGG
Molecule: messenger RNA, 982 nt
Organism: Coregonus clupeaformis (lake whitefish)
Lineage: Eukaryota; Metazoa; Chordata; Actinopteri; Salmoniformes; Salmonidae
Product: tetratricopeptide repeat protein 41-like
Exons: 5
Coding region: 184-753 (189 amino acids)
Cellular component (GO): Cul4-RING E3 ubiquitin ligase complex
Source: RefSeq, a predicted model, not a curated record